This is a messenger RNA of Acanthisitta chloris (rifleman), 2157 nucleotides long. RefSeq names its product TYRO3 protein tyrosine kinase (gene TYRO3). The record is from RefSeq and is a predicted model, not a curated record. The transcript is spliced from 17 exons. Gene Ontology annotation, biological process: phagocytosis; positive regulation of kinase activity; protein phosphorylation. NCBI's taxonomy places the organism in Eukaryota, Metazoa, Chordata, Aves, Passeriformes, Acanthisittidae. Bases 1 to 2157 code for a protein of 718 amino acids. Gene Ontology annotation, molecular function: protein binding; transmembrane receptor protein tyrosine kinase activity; ATP binding. Gene Ontology annotation, cellular component: signaling receptor complex.
AUGAAAUUUACAGGACCUCCAAUCAAAUUAAAGGUGUCCCAGGGUCAACCCGUGAAACUAAAUUGCAGCCUCGAGGGAAUGGAAGAUCCUGAGAUGUUGUGGAUCAAGGACGGAGCAGUGGUGCAAAGCGUAGACCAGGUGUACAUUCCAGUAGAUGAAGAACACUGGAUCAGCUUCCUCAGCUUGAAAUCCGUCGAGCGGACAGAUUCUGGGAAGUACUGGUGCCAGGUUGAGAACGGGGGGAAGAAGGAAGAAUCACAGCAAGUGUGGCUCAUAGUGGAAGGUGUGCCCUACUUUACUGUGGAACCUGAGGAUGUGUCUGUGUCCCCUAAUGCCCCAUUUCAUAUGGCCUGUGCUGCUGUUGGUCCCCCUGAACCAGUGACAAUUGUCUGGUGGAUGGGAGACUCUAGAGUGGGGCUUCCAGACAUCUCUCCCUCCAUCUUAAAUGUGUCAGGUAUUAAUCAAAGCACAGUUUUCUCCUGUGAAGCUCACAACAUAAAGGGAUUGUCUUCAUCUCGGACAGCCACUGUUCAAAUUAAAGCCAUGCCUCUCCCACCUCUCAAUGUAACUGUAAGCCAAGUCACCAGCAGCAAUGCCAGCGUGGUCUGGGUACCAGGAUUUGAUGGCCGUGCACCCCUCCAUUCUUGCACUCUUCAGGUAGCUGAGUCAUCAGAUGGCCAGGAGGUCCUCACUGAAGUCACCCCAGUGCCACCCUUUGCCUAUGGUGUGCAAGGCCUGAAGCAUUCCACCAACUACAGUGUUCGUGUGCAGUGCAGCAAUGAGAUGGGCAGCUCCCCUUUCACUGACAGGGUUUAUUUCCAGACCCUGGAGCUUGCUCCAAGCAGCACUCCUCAAAAUAUCCAUGUUAUUCAGAGAGAUCCCGGUCUAAUUUUGGAGUGGGAAGGUGUGGCUCCAGAUGUGCUGAAAGAAAAUGUCCUGGGAUACAGACUGGAAUGGAUUCAGGAUAAUGUAACUCAGGGGGAGAUGAUUGUACAGGAUACAAAAGCUAAUCUCACAACCUGGAAUCCUCUCAAAGACCUGAUUAUCAGGGUGUGUGUGCUGAACUCUGCAGGGUGUGGGCCCUGGAGUGACCUCUUCCUGCUUGAAGCCCAAGAGGUCAUGGGUGGCCAGAGACAACCUCCUUAUGGGACGUCCUGGGUUCCUGUGGCAUUGGGCAUUCUCACAGCUCUGGUUACAGCUGUUGCCCUGGCUCUUAUUCUUCUUCGAAAAAGAAGAAAGGAAACUCGGUUUGGCCAUGCCUUUGGCAGUGUGGUUGGCAGAGGGGAUCCAGCAGUCCAUUUCAGAGCUGCCAGGUCUUUCAACAGGGAGGGCCCAGAGCUCAUUGAAGCAACAUUGGAGAGUGUAGGGAUCAGUGAUGAAUUGAAGACAAAGCUCAAAGAUGUCUUAAUCCAGGAGCAGCAGUUCACCUUGGGAAGAAUGUUGGGCAAGGGGGAGUUUGGGUCAGUUCGAGAGGCACUACUGAAGCUAGAUGAUGGCUCUUUCCAGAAAGUAGCAGUGAAGAUGCUGAAAGCGGACAUCUUCACCUCGACUGACAUUGAGGAGUUCCUGCGAGAAGCUGCGUGUAUGAAGGAAUUUGACCACCCACACGUCACUAAACUGAUUGGAGUCAGUCUACGGAGCCGUCCCAAGGGUCGUCUCCCAAUUCCCAUGGUGAUCCUGCCCUUCAUGAAGCAUGGAGACCUCCAUGCUUUUUUGCUGAUGUCACGGAUUGGGGAAAACCCUUUUAACUUGCCUGUUCAGACACUCCUCAAGUUCAUGAUUGACAUUGCCAGUGGGAUGGAGUACUUGAGCUCAAAAAAUUUCAUACACAGGGACCUUGCAGCUCGGAACUGCAUGUUGGAUGAGAACAUGAACGUGAGUGUUGCAGACUUUGGACUUUCUAAGAAAAUCUACAGUGGAGACUACUACCGUCAGGGCUGUGCCUCCAAGCUGCCAGUGAAGUGGCUUGCUCUGGAGAGUCUGGCAGAUAAUCUGUACACAACGCACAGCGAUGUGUGGGCGUUUGGUGUGACCAUGUGGGAAAUUGUGACCCGAGGGCAAACCCCUUAUGCUGGCAUUGAGAAUGCAGAAAUCUACAACUACCUCAUCAGUGGGAACAGGCUGAAGCAGCCGCCAGAGUGCCUGGAAGAUGUGUGA